UGAAAACAAAAAACAGAAGAGAGCUAUGACUAUCGGAAUUUGGCAGAGAUCUUCUCCUACUGAGGGCGAAUUUUUUUGGGUAAGGAUGAUUUAUUUUUGCACUCAUCUUUCUUGUCACUCCCGCCUUUAAUGGAUCUUCAAGCAACAGUUGGCCAAACCGGGGUCGCCUGGAGCUGCAGCGGUGGCGGCUACGGAAUGCAGUUUGAGUUACGGGUUCCCCGAUCAAGCGACGAGGUAUUUGCAAGGCGGGGGAUUUGGAGGUUACAGCGCCGUGAGAGGUGGUAGACAGUGCCAGGUGGAGCAAUCGAUGGUGAGAUCGACGUCGGGCAUGGAUUGCGGCGGGCAGAUCGUCGCCGGAAAGUGGCGCAUUUUGGAAGAGGAAAACUUGUUUUUUUCUUCCUUUUCUAUAUUCUUUUUUAAUUUUUUAACCAAAAAUAAUAUUUUAUUCAUUUUUAACUGUAGAUGGACGGAAUUUUGGAUGGAUGCACGAUUCUGUGAUAUCAUUGGUAUCCGACGUCCUGUAAGUGGUAUGACUCCCCCAAUUCUAAUACUUUAGUGUCACUCGAGGUAUUUUACCCUUUUCCUUUCCUUCAAACUCUCUGUUCUAUUUCCGUUCUUGUUUUAGAAAAAGCUAGGUUUCCAACAAAAUGUGCAAACUGCAAAGGCGGCUAGAAUCAGUAAACCGACGCGGAGUCUCGCGCUUGACUCAAACAAGCAAAAAGUUACGUUCUGUCUUCGGUUUUAUGAGCGACGCUCUUAUUUUGCUCACACACUAGUUUUUCUUCUUCUGGGGUUUCGCCGCUUCCACUUGAAGAAGGGUUUCCACCGCCGCCGUUCGACGGUUCUUUCCGUCUCCCCGCUUAUCUUCCUUCGCUGCACGUCGGCUGGGUAUUGAUUUCUUUCUCUAAUUAAAAAUUAAAUUGACUUAUUGUUCGCCAUGCACUAAUCGCCAUCGACUUGGCAUAUUAUUCCUAGUAGUAUUUGUAUUAGUUAUUCAUUUAGGAGUUAGUUGACUUGCGUUAUGUUUUACUUGUGUUAGUAGGAUAAGGAGAGUAAAGGUCAAGUAAUAUUAGGGUAGCCAUGUUAUUAGGUUUAAGAGUCCAAUUGUAUGUACUUCGGCAUUAGUUCAUGUUAUGGUUGAUCUUGAAAUAAUUUUAUCUUUUUGUAUCGAUUUCUUUUAUAGGAGAAGUUGUAACACAAUUUGCGGUUGUUCUCGCGAGAAGCAAAGGCAGUUGAGGAGCACAUGAUGAAUUGCCAUGCUGGCGCUCUUGCUGUUCCAACAAAUGACAUGGUGGUCACGACACGUCUUCGUAGGCUCGGUGAACCCGUAACACUUUUCGGAGAGAGAGAGAUGGAGAGACGGGAUCGGCUUAGAAUGCUUAUGGCGAAGUUGGACUCUGAAGGGCAGUUGGAGAAGUUGAUGAAAGCCCAUCAUGAACAAGAGGAGGCUGCAUUGACCUCAGGACAAGAUGCUGCUGAGGAAGAAAAGCUUGAAUACCCGUUUUGUACAGAAGGAUCUAGGGAACUCUUUAAGGCCAGAGUCGACAUUGCUAAAUACUCGAGCGUGAGGGCGGCAAGGCGGCUUCAGCGUGCCAGAUUAAAACGUGAGACUCCAUGUGAAGAUGAAGAUGGUGAAAUGAAUGCUUCCUUGAAGCAAGCUGGAAAUUUGGCUCUUGAGUGCAGCGAGUUUGGAGAUGAUCGACCCCUUUCUGGUUGCUCCUUUUCCAAGGAUGGAGAAUUUUUGGCCACAUGUUCAUUAACUGGAGUUGCGAAAGUGUGGAAAGCACCUCAUAUAAGCAGUAGAGUUUCUACCUUGAAGGCCCACACGGAACGGCUAACUGAUGUGGCAUUCUCUCCCGUCAGCAACAACUGCUUGGCCACUGCAUCAGCCGAUCGAACUGCGAAACUGUGGGACAGUGAUGGAACACUAGUGCGAACAUUCGAGGGUCACUUGGAUCGUCUUGCUCGCAUCGGUUUUCAUCCAUCCGGAAAAUACAUCGGCACAGCAAGCUUUGACAAGACAUGGAGAUUGUGGGACGUCGAAACUGGGGUGGAACUGCUCCUUCAAGAAGGUCACAGCAGGAGUGUCUAUGGGAUCGCCUUCCAUCACGAUGGAUCGUUGGUGGGAUCUUGUGGGCUCGACUCGCUUGCUCGUGUGUGGGAUCUUCGCACGGGGAGAAGCGUUCUAGCCUGGGAAGGCCACAUCAAGCCGGUUCUCAGUAUGAGCUUUUCUCCCAAUGGCUAUCAUCUGGCUACAGGAGGUGAAGAUAAUACUUGUCGAAUAUGGGAUUUGAGGAAGAGAAGGUCGAUCUACGUGAUUCCAGCGCACUCGAAUCUCGUAUCGAAUGUGAAGUUUGAGCCUCGAGAAGGGUAUUACUUGGUCACUGCGUCAUAUGACACGACUGCAAAGGUCUGGUCAGGAAAGGAUUUCACUCAUGUGAAGACGUUGUCAGGCCAUGAGUCCAAAGUUACGUCGUUGGAUGUUACUUCAGAUGGAGAAUGUAUUGCAACAGUGUCGCAUGAUCGAACCAUCAAGCUGUGGUCCAGUAGGAGCUGUGACAAAGAGGGCAUGGACGUAGACUGAGCUGGGCGAUACAUGUUUGUGGAUUGAAGAUCUUGGAUCCUAAUUGAAGUUCUUUUGGAAUUGUUAAUCUCACACCUUGAGACUUGCCGAUGAUAAGUUGACAAGGAGACCGAGGUUAAUCACUGUUAUUGAAGAUGAGCAAUUUUACACCUUUGUUUUUGGCAGAGAUUAAAAAAUAACUAGCUUU
This is a messenger RNA of Linum trigynum, 2771 nucleotides long. The record is from the annotation of a GenBank genome assembly. Lineage: Eukaryota; Viridiplantae; Streptophyta; Magnoliopsida; Malpighiales; Linaceae.